This is a messenger RNA of Vitis vinifera (wine grape), 943 nucleotides long. RefSeq names its product protein MICRORCHIDIA 4-like. The record is from RefSeq and is a predicted model, not a curated record. The coding region runs from base 117 to 644 and encodes 175 amino acids. Lineage: Eukaryota; Viridiplantae; Streptophyta; Magnoliopsida; Vitales; Vitaceae. The transcript has 5 exons.
GGACUACAUACUGUCAUAAAAUUGGCUAUGCUCCUCGGGGUAACAAGAAACUCAUCAACGAAUCUGUUAGAGAAACACCUCCUGAUCAUCUUCCAAAAACAUCUUCACUACUUAAAAUGAAAGUUAGUGCCUCAAGUAGUAGCAAGACUCCACAAGCUUCACACUCAAAUCAGAAGCAGGGAGGGGGAGAAUUGGAAAGAACUCCGGAAACAGUUGACCAGGGUUAUGGAAAUGGAAAUGGACAUUCAUUCAGUAAGCAGGAAAAGACAACAAAUAUGUCCACACAACUUAGAAGAGAUCAAAGUUCUUUGGAUUACGAGUUGAAGGAAAGAUUAAAGAGAAAGGAGGGUGAUAUAGUAGUUGCCUUGCAACAUGAUUUGGAGAAAGAAAGAGGGAAGUGUAGAUUACUUGAAACCCAGCUCCAGGAGGCAAUACAGACAAUCGAGGAAAGGAACAAAGAACAAGACAGUCUAAUUGAAACAUUCUCAGAAGAAAGGGAACGACGAGACAUUGAGGAGGCAAAUCUAAGAAAGAAAUUAAAGGAUGCCUCUAAUAUCAUCCAAGAGUUACUCGCUAAAGUGAACCCAGGUUCAAAGUAUCGGUUGAGUCCGGUACAACUCAGCCCAAUCAACAAGGUCCAAUGACUUGGUGGUAAAUCGGUUGAGUUUGUGAAAUCCCUCGGUUAUACAGGUCGGUUCACCGAAAAUUCUGCGAGUUAACUCAGAUCUAUGGCUUCAGACUUAGGAAAGCUGCAUCAGAUUUCGGUGGUAGCCCUCUUCUUCAGUCAUAUCGUCACCGGUGCCCUGGUUGAUAGGCUGCCAUAAUAAAAAAAUCCUUUGUUCAUUGGCGUUUGGUGGCGACCGUUAAUGCGGUGCUGGAUGACAUCUCUGCAUUUGCUCUGUUGUGGUUUGGAAUUUAGGAUUUAGGAGAGUGCGAAAUCGGG